GGCACGUUUCGUUGCGCACUGCAUUUUUUGGUAGGCGUUGAUGAUGUAUAAAAGGAACUGGAACUUUUUCGUCUUCUCUCAUAAAUACCUAUAAUUAAGUAUUUUUUCGCUUUUGAAAUACCGUAACUGUAAGGUUGUUGAGGAUUUUAAAUACCAGCGAUGUACUCUAUUGCAUUGACCUUUGCCUUAGCAUGGAUUGCGCUAGGGCUGUGUUGUCAGUCACCGAAAACCGGAUGUUCAAAGUUGGUUCCUGACGCAAAGUGCUGCCCUGGGCUACGUUGCGUUUAUGAUCAGAAAUACAAAGACUGGGGAACUUGCCAGCCCGGGAAGCCCGAAUCACCACCAUCAGCUAGUCCAAAACCCUCACCAUCUACUGCUAAAACCAGACCACGAUCGACUCAAGAAACCACAUCACGACAACCUGCUAGAAGUGAGGCAUGCAAACCAGGAUCGACGGCGGGUUCCUGUCGCCACGACAACAUCCGCCAAAACCGCUCCGAAGCCGGAGGUGCUCCAGUUGGUCCGCAGAGAUGGCCGUUUGCGAGAUAUCAAGGAAUACCUUACAGAUUUCGGACCAUUGGAACCUGCAAUGUCCGUGGUUUAGCCAGCGCCGGCCGCGCGAUUAAAAUUCUUAACAACGUGAUGCGGAACUGUGUAAGGAUGUUUCCAGCCGAUUCCGGUACCCAAACACCCAUUCUAUACAUUGAUAUUAUUCAUGAAAACCCGGGAAAUCCUUGCAAUCACGGUGCGCCGAGGUCUGAACAAUUUGGGUACAACAGCGCUGGCGAGAACUUGAUCUUCGUCAACACUUGGCCGUAUCAAAAUUACUCUGACACGAUACUUGAUAUUGCAUUUUUACACGAAUUCGGACAUGCGGUAUUUGAUCUGCGACAUGAACAUCUUAGGGCCGACCGCAACCAGUACAUAAAUCCCAUAUUUGAUAAAAACCUGUAUAUCUGCGAAGAAAAUAUGGAUCACUGGCGCACUUCGCCGUUCGAGAUCGCGUAUUACACUUCGGACUUGAAAUUUUCUUACGACAUUCACAGCAUAAUGCAUGCAGGCAUGCGUGACUAUGCAGCAACCGCAGCACCGACGGUCGAGUUGGAGCCUGGAUUACCUCAACUAUGGACGACUGGUCCUCGCGAAGAUAUACCAUCGCACCUAGGAUAUUUCGAUGUUGCAAGAAUGAGGGAGCGCUACGACUGUCCGUUGGAUGAUCCCCUGUUGCACGAAGCGCGGUUAGCAUCACGGAAGGUCGUUCGUCUAGAUGGUUGGAGAAUUCAGUGCCCGAACGCUGCAUUUAGCCGCAAUUUGACCGGUACAGGAGACAUCGCCACAAUGCAGGACAAUGAGCUCUGGAUGAAAUGCGCGUUUUUGACGAACAGUAACGGGAAAUUGGGAGUUGCAAAUUUUAACUAUCAAAACGGAGCGUGCGACGUAUUUUACAAUUUGAGCGGAUGCAAAUAUACAAAAUCCCAGGCGGAAAAUUUCACAAUAACCAUGAGGACAAACCGCAUUCUACGAACAUUUCACAGCAUGGAUAUCGCAGGUGUCGCCAUAAUCCAGGGCGUAACCGUUGACUGGCCAGAAGACCCCGAAAACGAAUUUUUGCAAAUGGAAUUUUUUGAGUGUAACGCUCUGUGCCACCUUAUGCCCGGUGUAUGCUUUUCUGUGGCAGUGAAAGUGGAAAACGGAAAUCUAACAGGAUGUUUCCCGUAUGGUGGAGGGCAAGGAAGACCUGUGCCCGCUCCGUCGACGCUCACAGCGUUUAUUGUGCAGGACUGGGACACCAUGGAAAACUAUAACACAUUUGUUUAUGGAUUCUAAUUUGCUCUUCUAUAGCUUGCCGUUGGACUGCUUUACUUUUAAUACACAUUCUUUCACUCUAAUUCGUCUUCAAAUAAUAAGACCGUAUUAUCAGCUUGUUCUCCAGAAUUAAAUUAAAAUUAUUGCCCAUUAUAGAGUCCACAAGCAAACGAUGUUUAUUUAAAAUCACAACAAGUGUUUUCCGAAAGGCGAUAGCCGCCGAAAAAGG
This is a messenger RNA of Paramacrobiotus metropolitanus, 2035 nucleotides long. RefSeq lists its product as uncharacterized. The coding region runs from base 160 to 1827 and encodes 555 amino acids. Gene Ontology annotation, molecular function: metalloendopeptidase activity. The transcript has 7 exons. NCBI's taxonomy places the organism in Eukaryota, Metazoa, Tardigrada, Eutardigrada, Parachela, Macrobiotidae. The record is from RefSeq and is a predicted model, not a curated record. Gene Ontology annotation, biological process: proteolysis.